GCCACUUGAACAUACUGAAAGGGAAUUGAGAUCGCUGUUCACUUGCUAAUUAUAGCUGCAAAUGAUUGAAGCAUCAGAUGGACGUUAUGGAAGAGGCUAUGCGAUUACAGUUGACAGUUGAGCUGUGUUUGACCCUGCUACCACCACCACCACCACGCAUACGAGGGGACUCGAGAGGCCGAAGGACAUGGCUAGGGUGCGCACGACUCGUACGGGACCAAGAGCCUUUGCCUCCACCGUGACCGAGUGCCAGCCUCCGCCCCCCAUACUCCCCCUUGAACUCCACUUCCAGAUCAUCGACAUCUUCGCCUCCGACAAAGAUGCACUAAAAGCGCUCUCCAAGACGUGCCGCGCCUGGGCGGGCCACUGCCGCUCGCUGCUCUUCUCCCACACCGUGCUCCGGCCCUCGACUCUCCCGCGCUUCGCACACAGGACACACUCGCUCGGCGCGCACAUCCGCAGCAUCACGCUGCUCGAAACGCGCGCCCGGCCGCGCGGCGACCUCCUCCUCCUCGCGCUGGGCAGCGCCGGCGCCGGCGCCCAGCUGCCGAACCUCCGCAGCCUCACCAUCGCGCACAUGCAGUUUGGCGCGGGCGAGGCGGGCGAGACGCAGGCGGCGGCGGCGCCCUACGCGCGCGUGGCGCACCUCGCGCUGCGCUUCUGCGAGUUCGGCGACACCGAGGCGAUGUGCGCGCUGCUGGCGCACUUCACGGCGCUGGACACGCUGGAGGUGCUGCAGUGCCGCACGCGCCGGACGGUCGUGCGGAGCAUGGCCUCGCCGCCGGUGCGGAUUCCCGAGUGGGACCUGCGUUUCCUUGCGAUCGAUGCGUCCAGGGCGGAGUGGCUGGCCCGGGGGCAGGCGAGGUUUGGCGUCGCGCAUCUCAGGAUCACGGCACUCGGAGACGACUCGUCCGUUCUGAACACGUUUCUGAAGGACCUGGGGGCGGGGCUGCACACGCUGGAGGUCUGCCCAACGUAUCGCAACCCACGCGCUCCGCAUCCUCCCGCGCACCGUGAUGUGCCGCUCGACAUCCGGCCGUGCGCCGGCCUCACGCAGCUCAUCUUCAGCGAACGCGCGACGCAAGACCUCCCGCGCAGCGUCCUUCCGAGCCUGCGCCAAGCGAACAGCCCGCACCUCACGGCAGUAGAGCUGCACAUCUCGCUCACGUCGAUGCGGCAUCCGGCGCUUCGGGACACCCCCUUGUCGGAAGUCGACGCCCGGCUGCGCAGCUUCGCGCAGGUGCGCCUGGUCGUGCACGACGACGCGAGCGAGGAUCGCGGCUGCGCGCUGUAUGACGAGGCUGUCGUGGCGCUGAGACAGAAGUUGCCGGCGCUGAAUGCUGCCGGCGUGCUCGGCUUCGUGCACCAGAGGGAGGGGGGCGACGUUUCGCGCAUAGAGUGGCCGGUGGACACGCCUGCAAUCCCGUCGACGGCUCGCCUUACGACGCCGCAUGGUAUAGCGAGGAUGGCGCAUCGAGUCCGGCAAUCUCCCUACUACGUUUUUGACUUUCGCCCAACCAUGACCGCACGUGCAGAGUCUCUGAGCUGGACGCCGCCGCGCUCCGAGUGGCGCUCGAGACGGGGCAAGACGCGCACUGUGCCGAUGAAGGUGCUCGUUCUGGGGUAUCCGAGGACGGGAACAUCCUCUAUGCGCCAGGCGCUGCAGAUUCUGGGCUACGACGAGGUGUAUCAUAUGGAGUCGGUGUUGGCCAACCCACACGACGCGGAUCUCUGGGUGGAAGCGUACCACACGAAGUACGUCAAGGGGGAGCUCGUGAAGCGGGAAAAAUGGGACGAGAUUCUGGGACACUGCGAGGCAGCCACCGACGCACCACCCAUGAUGUACGCCGAAGACCUCAUCGCCGCCUACCCCGAAGCCAAAGUCAUCCUCACGCUCCGCGACCCCGCCAAGUGGUGGAAGUCCUUCUCCUCCACGAUCGGGCGCGUCCCGCACAACCCCGCAUUCGCGCUCGCCAUGGCGCUCGACGUCUCCGGGCUCGCGCACUUCAAGCCGCUUGCGCAGGGGAUGCACCUGCAGCUCAACGGGCCGGAUCCGACCGCCGAGCAGGCGCAGGCGCGCUUCGUCGCGCACUACGACAGGGUCCGCGCGCUGGUGCCGAAGGACCGGCUGCUCGAGUUCGACGCGAAGCAGGGGUGGCAGACGCUGUGCCCGUUCCUAGGUGUUCCGAUCCCGGAUCAGGGCGAGUACCCGUAUUCGAAUGACAGCGCGGUGUUCAAUGAACGGGCGACGGCGACCGCCCGGGCCGCCCUCCGCCGCGUAGCGGGAGAGAUGGUGGCUCCGGUGUUGGGGUUGUUGGCAGUGGGCCUGGCUGUGUAUUUCCGAUUCGCAAGCGUUUAGGUUCCAGGAUUCGUUCUGUGUUGACGAAUGCACGCUGCGAAGCAGCAGCAGGCAAAGUACCUUGGUGGACAACGGAUCAGAAUGUCUGUCACUUGGAGUUUUAAAUUUG
Molecule: messenger RNA, 2468 nt
Organism: Mycena citricolor
Lineage: Eukaryota; Fungi; Basidiomycota; Agaricomycetes; Agaricales; Mycenaceae
Source: the annotation of a GenBank genome assembly